AUGUCGAGCAACACAUCAAGCCGCCAAAACUCCAUACAAUCGCCCUCUGGCAUUGUUAAGGACUCCGACGUCCAUUCCAUCGCUGUCGAGAAAAAGGAGACUACUAGCCCCUCUGGCUUUAAGCGUCGUUGGCAAGACAUUCGCAAGAAAUGGGGACCUUUGAUGGCGGCCAAGGUGCACUUGGAUGAUGAAUACACUUUUCCUCCUGGUCGUUACGCUGGACAGGGUAUUUGA
Penicillium cosmopolitanum is the source of this 234-nucleotide messenger RNA. RefSeq lists its product as uncharacterized. The transcript has a single exon. NCBI's taxonomy places the organism in Eukaryota, Fungi, Ascomycota, Eurotiomycetes, Eurotiales, Aspergillaceae. The record is from RefSeq and is a predicted model, not a curated record. The coding region runs from base 1 to 234 and encodes 77 amino acids.